This is a messenger RNA of Sphenostylis stenocarpa, 213 nucleotides long. The record is from the annotation of a GenBank genome assembly. Lineage: Eukaryota; Viridiplantae; Streptophyta; Magnoliopsida; Fabales; Fabaceae.
AUGGAAGAGUGUGAGAAUUCCAAAGAGAGCAAAAUCAAAGCGUGUGAGAUUAUUGACCUCGAAAAAAAAUGUGGAGUUGCAGAAGUGUUUGUCCGGGGCAUGGUUGUGGAGACUCGUGUGCAGGUCAAGCCAAUUGCAGUCCAACCUCUUCAUGCAAUUAAUUCUUUAAAAGCCUACUCCAGUUUAGGAAGAGUCCAGAACGUUAGGGAGUGA